ACCAUUUAUAUUUAUAUUUAUAUAUAUCAUAAGAUAAGAUCAACUUUGCAAAAAGUAAGAGGAGACUGGAGAGGUUGACGAUGGAGGGCAGUAUCCGAUGCUCCGCCAACUAUGUUCCAUUGACUCCGAUCAGCUUCUUGGAGCGCUCCGCCGUCGUGUACCGCGACAGCACCUCCGUCGUCUUCGGUGACGUCACCUACACAUGGUCUCUCACUCAUCAGCGCUGCCUCAGACUCGCUUCUUCCAUCGCCAACCUCGCUAUUUCUCCUGGUCACGUGGUUGCUGUGUUGGCCCCUAAUAUCCCAGCUAUGUAUGAGCUACAUUUUGGUGUUCCAAUGUCAGGGGCAAUUCUCUGCACUCUAAAUACACGCCAUGAUUCUGCAAUGGUUGCAUUGUUAUUGAAACAUUCUGAAGCCAAACUCUUGUUUGUGGACUACCAACUUCUUGAUAUUGCUAAAGGGGCACUGCAAAUCAUGGCAAAAUCAAACACCAAGCUUCCACUUUUGGUCUUAAUUUUGGAGUGUGGUCAGGCUUCACCGGACACGGCCAACAUUUCACCCCCUCCCGGAACAUUGAUAUAUGAGGAUCUUAUAGCUAAAGGAAGUCUUGAAUUCGAGGUGAGGAGGCCAAAGGAUGAAUGUGAUCCAAUCUCACUCAAUUACACUUCUGGGACCACAUCAAGUCCUAAAGGGGUAAUCUAUAGUCAUAGAGGUGCAUAUCUCAAUUCUCUGGCUACAGUCCUUCUGAACGAGAUGGGGUCUAUGCCGGUAUAUUUGUGGUGCGUUCCGAUGUUCCAUUGCAAUGGAUGGUGCCUCCCUUGGGGAAUUGCUGCUCAGGGCGGCACGAAUGUCUGCCUAAGAAAUGUAACUGCUAAAGGAAUAUUUGACAGCAUUUUUAGGUACAAGGUGACACACACUGGGGGAGCACCAACAGUAUUGAAUAUGAUAAUAAAUUCAUCAAGUGAAGUCCGGAAGCCACUUCCAAGGAAGGUGGCAGUGAUGACUGGUGCUGCCCCGCCACCCCCGGAUGUGCUUUUCAGGAUGGAAGAACUAGGAUUCAUUGUGACUCACUCAUAUGGCUUGACAGAAACUUAUGGUCCGGGGACAAUUUGCUCUUGGAAACCAGAAUGGGAUAGCCUUCCCCGAGAUAUACAAGCAAAAAUGAAGGCCCGCCAAGGAGUGACUCACCUUGGAAUGGAAGAAAUUGAUAUAAAAGAUCCAGUCACAAUGAAGAGUUUGCCGGCCGACGGAAAAACAAUGGGUGAGGUGAUGUUCAGGGGAAACACCGUGAUGAAUGGAUAUCUAAAGGAUCUGAAAGCGACCCAAGAUACAUUCAAAGGGGGAUGGCUUAGGAGUGGUGACUUGGGAGUGAAGCAUCCUGACGGCUACAUAGAACUAAAGGACCGGUCGAAGGACAUUAUCAUCUCUGGUGGAGAAAACAUUAGCACCAUUGAGUUGGAGGGUGUGAUUUAUAGUCAUCCGGCAGUUCUUGAGGCGGCGGUUGUUGGGAGACCGGAUGAUUAUUGGGGAGAGACACCAUGUGCAUUUGUGAAGCUGAAGGAGGGUGAGAGUGCCACAGCAGAGGAGAUAAUACAGUUCUGUAGGAACCGUUUGCCGCAUUAUAUGGCUCCAAGAACUGUGGUGUUUUCUGAGCUGCCAAAGACUUCAACUGGCAAAACACAGAAGUUCAUUCUCAGAGAGAAAGCAAAGGCCAUGGGAAGCUUGUCUAAGAACAAGAUUAGUCGCUUGUAAAUGUAAAUCAUACUAAUCAAUAUUCAGUGUGGAUGCAUUGUUUUCCAAUGACAGGUGCUUGAAUAAAUGGUGCAAGUUUCAUCA
This is a messenger RNA of Arachis duranensis, 1835 nucleotides long. RefSeq names its product butanoate--CoA ligase AAE1. Lineage: Eukaryota; Viridiplantae; Streptophyta; Magnoliopsida; Fabales; Fabaceae. The record is from RefSeq and is a predicted model, not a curated record. The transcript is spliced from 2 exons. The coding region runs from base 81 to 1751 and encodes 556 amino acids.